Messenger RNA from Drosophila bipectinata, 1023 nucleotides. The record is from RefSeq and is a predicted model, not a curated record. Lineage: Eukaryota; Metazoa; Arthropoda; Insecta; Diptera; Drosophilidae.
AUGGAGGACGUUCCCGGUCAUCCGUCAUCAGAAGUGGGAUCGCCUUCGCCACAAGAGCACAGCUCCGCUCAAUAUAUGGCAGCGCUGGAGGAGCAAAACAAAAAUCUCAUGGAUGUUAUAAAAACCAUGCAGGCGCCAAGAGCCUCGGCGUCGGAUGGGAAAACCACGCACGUGACACUACCCAAAUUUAAUCCCGAUGGCGCUGGAACAGAUGCAUCAGCAUGGUGCACUACGGUCGAUUUGAUCUUCGCAGAUAAUACACUCGAAGGCAGCGCCUUAGUAAUAGCACUAAGCAAAGCGUUGGAAGGCAGUUCUUCGCAAUGGCUGUCCCAUGUUUGCUUUGCUGGCAUCACCUGGACCCAAUUCAGGGUACUGUUCAUCCAGCGAUUCGUGGGCAUUGAGACAACGGCUGCCGUACUGAUCAAUGUUUUAAACGGGCAUCCCAGAUCUGGAGAAAGCUUUGCAGAAUAUGGCAGUCGCAUAGUUACGCUGUUGCUAUCCAAGUGGAAGUCGACGGAACUGGAGGAGAUUGCGGUGUCAAUAGCGUUAGCCCACAUGACGCAAAUUGACACUAAUUUACUGCGUUGGGUCUUUACGACGAAUGUAACGACGCGCAAUGAACUACAGCGGCAGCUGCAAGCUUACGCCUUCAAGAAGCGCAAACACGAAAAUGAUGAAAAUUCGUCAAGCUCGGACAAGAAGAAACCACGAAUGCAGAUGCAGGUGAAAUGCCAUUAUUGUGGAAAGAUUGGCCACAAAUAUGCCCAGUGCCGUGCUCGCAUGGAGAGCUCAUCGUUCACCAAAGGAAAGAAUCAGAGUGGAAGCAGUGUGUCCGGAAUAAAGGAGCGUUCAAACAUAAGAUGCUACAAGUGCGGUGAGGUUGGACAUAUUGCUUCUGUAUGCUCCAAAGGCAGUACUAGUGGACACGGCGAGUACAAGGAGAAGCGCGUCGACAUAUGUCAAGUUCUUCAGCCCAAAGGCUUAUUCCAUCAAAGGGGUGAGAUCUUUCCAUUUUUUUUUUGA